Quercus lobata is the source of this 3196-nucleotide messenger RNA. RefSeq lists its product as uncharacterized. Gene Ontology annotation, cellular component: nucleus; cytoplasm. The record is from RefSeq and is a predicted model, not a curated record. Bases 76 to 2883 code for a protein of 935 amino acids. The transcript has 11 exons. Gene Ontology annotation, molecular function: RNA binding; ribonuclease III activity. Lineage: Eukaryota; Viridiplantae; Streptophyta; Magnoliopsida; Fagales; Fagaceae. Gene Ontology annotation, biological process: siRNA processing; rRNA processing.
UGUAGGAAGUUGAAAGAAUUAAGAAAGAAACUAUAUAGAGUCCCUUUUUCCAUAAAAGCAAAAAAGCCAAUAACGAUGAACGCAAUGGAUUUGGAUCCUCAGCCAGAUAUCCUCACACACUGGUGCACCGAUCUCUACAAUCUCCCUAUGCCCUCAAUCUCACCUUUCCUCUACACAAUCCCCACCGCCACCUCACUCUCCUCCUCCUCCUCCUCCUCCUCCUCCUCACCGCCGUCCACAUCCGGUGGUGCUUCUGAUGACAUGGAAUCUUCUAUAAGAUCCGUGGAAGAAAUCCUCUCCUACAGGUUCAAAAACAAGUCGCUACUAAAAGAAGCACUCACUCACUCCUCUUACAACAACGGCGAGUCGUUCAAGUCCUACCAGCGCCUCGAGUUCGUCGGCGACGCCGUGCUCGGCCUCGCUAUCAGCAAUUACGUCUUCCUGGCUUACCCUAACCUCGAGCCUGGACAGCUCUCGUCUCUACGCGCCGCCAAUAUCAGCACCGAGAAACUCGCUCGCGUCGCCGUCCGCCAUGGACUCCACCGCUUUAUCAGACACAAUGCUGCCUCUCUUCAUGAUAAGGUUAAAGAGUUUGCUGAUGCGGUCAGUCAGGAGGACGAUACAGUUGUAUAUGGCGGAUCAGUAAAAGCCCCAAAGAUUCUUGCUGACAUUGUGGAGUCUGUGGCAGCAGCUGUAUAUGUUGAUCUCAAUCUUGACCUACAACAAUUAUGGGUGAUCUUUAGGGCUCUCUUGGAACCUAUUGUCACACUUGAAGACUUGCAACAACAACCACAGCCUGUCACAAUGUUGUUUGAGUUGUGUCAGAAGCAAGGGAAGCAAGUUGACAUUAAGUUUAGGAGGACUGGGGCAAAGAAUGUUGCGACUGUAUAUAUUGAUGGUAAGUUUAUUGCCUUAGGUUCUUCUGAGAAGAAGGAAACUGCAAAGCUUAAUGCAGCAAGGCAAGCUUUGCUCAAGUUAUCGGAAUCUAUACCCACUAACGUUGGGAGGUUAGAUUUUUCUUUUGGGCUCAAUAAGUCAUUUGAGAUUGAUGGAGCGAAGCAAAAGUUACAUGAGCUUUGUGGCAAGAAAAAGUGGCCUAAGCCUAUUUACAGCCUUGAGAAGGAUGAGGGUCCACCACACGACAAGAAAUAUGUCUCAUCAGUUAAAAUACCAACAGUAGAUGGUGUUUUAUAUAUAGAGGGAGAUGAAAAGUCAAGAGUAAAGGAAGCACAAAAUUCUGCAGCUUCCUUGAUUAUCCGUGCCUUACAAGAAUCUAAUUAUCUAUUUAUUAUUUCUACAUUAACCUUGUCUCUAAUGGGUGUUGCUGCAAAGCUGCAUGGGAGGCACAGGUGGGGGGUUGUCGUGGUGAUGGUGGUGGCCAUGGGUUUCGGGGCUGAGGUUUUUGGGGUUGCCGUGGGGUGGUGGCGUGGCCAUGGGUUUCGGUUUGGGUAUGUUCUUCGUCGUGGUGGUGGUGGUGGCAUUAGCAGCAGGUGGUUGAGCGACAACGGCGGCGACGACACCAACAGCUGCUCGUUUUUCGGUCCCGUCGCCAUGAGAUCCGCUUUCGUGUCCGAGAACCUCGCCGACUCUGUCGUCGACAUGCGUCUCGGCGAGCUGGCACUACGGACCAACAAGUCGAAACCUCUUCACUCCCAAAGCCCAAAAAGCCAAAUAAUGAUGAAUGCAAUGGAUUUGGAUCCUCAGCUUGAUAUCUCCACACACUGGUGCACCGAUCUCUACAAUCUCCCUAUGCCCCCCUCACCUUUCCUCUACACAAUCCACACCGCCACCUCACUCUCCUCCUCCUCCUCCUCCUCCUCCUCACCGCCGUCCACAUCCGGUGGUGCUGCUGAUGACAUGGCAUCUUCGAUAAGAGCCGUGGAAGAAAUCCUCUCCUACAGGUUCAAAGACAAGUCGCUACUAAAAGAAGCACUCACUCACUCCUCUUAUAACAACGGCGAGUCGUUCAAGUCCUACCAGCGCCUCGAGUUUGUCGGCGACGCCGUGCUCGGGCUCGCUCUCAGCAAUUACGUCUUCUUGGCUUACCCUAACCUCGAGCCUGGACAGCUCUCGUCUCUACGCGCCGCCAAUAUCAGCACCGAGAAACUCGCCCGCGUCGCCGUCCGCCACGGCCUCCACCGCUUUAUCAGACACCAUGCCGCCCCUCUUCAUGAUAAGAUUAAAGAAUUUGCUGAUGCAGUCAGUCUGGAGGACGAUACAGUUGUAUAUGGCGGAUUAGUAAAAGCCCCAAAGAUUCUUGCUGACAUUGUAGAGUCUGUGGCAGCAGCUAUAUAUGUUGAUCUCAAUCUCGACCUGCAACAAUUAUGGGUCAUUUUUAGGGCUCUCUUGGAACCUAUCGUCACACUUGAAGACUUGCAAAAACAACCACAGCCUGUCACGAUGUUGUUUGAGUUGUGUCAGAAGCAAGGGAAGCAAGUUGACAUUAAGUAUUGGAAGAAUGGGGAAAAGAAUAUUGCGACUGUAUAUGUUGAUGGUAAAUUUAUUGCCUCAGGUUCUUCUGAGAAGAAGGAAAUUGCAAAGCUUAAUGCAGCAAAGCAAGCUUUGCUCAAGUUAUCGAAAUCUAUGCCCACUAACUUCGGGAGGUUAGAUUUUUCUUUUGGGCUCAAUAAGUCAUUUGAGAUUGAUGGAGCGAAGCAGAAGUUACAUGAGCUUUGUGGCAAGAAAAAAUGGCCUAAGCCUAUUUACAGCCUUGAGAAGGAUGAGGGUCCACCACACGACAAGAAAUAUGUUUCAUCAGUUCAAAUACCAACAGUAGAUGGUGUGUUAUAUAUUGAGGGAGAUGAAAAGUCCAGAGUAAAGGAAGCACAAAAUUCUGCAGCUUCCUGGAUUAUCCGUGCCUUACAAGAAUCUAAUUAUCUAUGAUAGUAUGAUGGUGCUCCUUUUUUAGAAUAAUAUCAAUGAAGAACAGUUAGAAUGGUUAGAUUUAGUUUGGAAGAAUAUCAGUGAAGAACAGUAAGAAUGGUUUGGUUAAUGGCUACAGCUAAAAUACGUGGAAUACUUUAUGGUCUUGCAAGUAGACCCAUGUGAUGUAGGGUUUAAAUGAAUUAUGUUCACUUGAUUACUUGGGCAUGAUUGGUUUGUGCCAGUAGAUUUUUAACUAAAAUGUACCUAUUUAACAAUUUAACAAUUAACAUUAACAUUUACCGUAUAAAGUGAAAGUUCCGUAUGUGUCAGC